ACAAACAAACAAAGAAACAAACAAAAAUGAACCAGUAAGUGCGUGCAAAGACAUUGAUGGGAAUGUUUCGUUCACUUUGCUCUAAAAAAAAUCGAGUCCAGAUUUAUAUAACCCCGCCUUCAGCACGCUCAUGUGUCUCCCAGAGACAAGUGCGUUUUGACGCUGAAACCGAGCACACUCAGCGGGACUGAAGCCUUGGAUCUAGAGUUUAGGAAAACUGAGCCUUUAGGAAUCCAGCACGGUGCCUGUCAACUCUAUAUGCAACUCCAACCAUCUUACUGCGUUCAAACUACUCGAGUAAGGGAGGAGCCGCUCGAAUCAACUCCAGUUUAAAUCUUAUCAGAAGAAACCAGCGCCCAACUGCUGCUACUGCACAGCUGCUCCUCUGAGGUGAAUUAAGUUCUUCGAUCCAGACGAAUUGGCGAUAUAACAGCGACGCGAUGGGUGACUUGAUAUCAACUCACCUGGAUGAAGGCAAACGGGAGGUUAUAACAGCACGAACAGGGGAGCUGAUGGGAUAUUUUGGCCGGCUAUAUGAACAGCAGUAUGCCGUUGCUCUCUUUAACCAGAUGCGCUAUGACGUAGAGGGUGGAGGAGGCCCUCAGCCUCAGCUUCUGCACAGGAAGGUGCCUCUAAAGAAUAAGUCCAUCUUUUCAGGGCCUUUGUUUCAGUAUCUAGAAGAGAACAAAAAAUGGAGGAAUCGUUUUCUCUUUAUUCCUGACUCCUAUAACAUCAACUAUUAUGAGAACAAACAGGCCCAUGACAGAGGACUGCAUCCUAAAGGCACCAUUAACUGUGCUGGCUACAGGGUCUUGACCUCUAUGGAGGAAUAUCUCGAGCUUCUUAACACCAGCCUACCAGGUGUAAAAGCUAAAGUUGGCAGUUCUCCAUUUCUGAAAUGUGCGACACAGUUUCCCCUCAUCCUCUGGCACCCUUAUGCUCGCCACUACUAUUUCUGCAUGGUGACCGAGAAGGAGCAGCAGAAGUGGAACGCCGUCUUUCAAGACUGCGUCCGACACACCAACAAUGGACUGCCUGAAGAAUGUAAAGUUCAGACCCCGGCAUUCACAGACGCAGUUCGACUUUAUCGCCAGGCCCAUGGUCAUUAUGGAACCUGGGACAUGAUGUGUGGGACGCCUCCACAGAUCCUCGCCAACUUAGUCAUGGAGACCCUCCUCCCUGAGAUGAGAGACCUCAUCACUCCCAAACUGAAGGGCAAGAUGCAUGAAAGACAGAGGAAUUGGAUGUUGAUAUCAGAUGCAGUGUAUGGGCUGGUUCAGAGCCAGGCUCAGGCGCAAUAUGAAGCAGUAGUGCAGAGAUGUGAAGCAGGACGCCCCCCACUCGAAUCCACCAUCCGCACGGACAUGGACCAGAUCAUCACUUCCAAAGAACAUGUGACCAGCAAAAUAAGAGCUCUUGUGCUGCCUAAGGCAGAGAAGCUUCUGAAGGUGAGCAUCCAGCCGUACAUCAGCUCAAUCCUGGAAGCACUGAUGGAGCCCACCAGCAGAGGCUUCUUCGAGGUGCGAGACUUGUUCUUCAGAGAGCUGGUGGACAUGAGCAAGAACCUUCUCAAUGAUGGCAACAAGGAAAAACUCGGGGAGCACAUGGAGAAGAUCUCCAUGCUAGCCUUCCAUCCAGUAAAGAUGCAGAGCUGCUAUGAGAAGAUGGAGACUCUGAGUUUAGAGGGACUGCAGCAGCGCUUUGACGUUUCCAGCCCCUCUGUGUUUGUCCAGAGAGCCCAAAUCCUAAUGCGAGAGCAAAUGGACGAUGCAGUGUACACAUUUGAGCAGCUCCUGCACCAGAGUUUGGAAGGCCAGGAAGGGGAGGAUCUCUGUAAAACUAUCCAGCGCUGUCAGGAUCGUGUCAUCAAGAAAUUUGACUAUGACAGUAGCACAGUUCGUAAAAAGUUCUUCAGAGAGGCUCUUCUGCAGAUAUUCAUCCCUUACAUGCUGAAACAGCUCUCCCCAUCAUGCUCCGCUGAACUCCCUCGUUUCCGGGAGCUAAUUUUUGAGGAUUUCUCUCGUUUCAUUUUGGUGGAGAACAUCUUUGAGGAAGUGGUGCUGCACACGGUGAUGAAAGAUAUAAUGAUGGCUGUGAAGGAAGCAGCCGUCCAGAGAAGACACAACCUGUACCGAGACAGCAUUGUUUUGACCAACAGCGACCCUAACCUUCUCCUCCUGGGGGAGAACCCUCCUAUCGACUGGGCUGAGGAGUAUGGAGGAAUCCAAGAGGAGGUGGACGGAGAGAGCGCGGGAGAUCAUGAGGCUCAGAAGAGACGCAGAAUAAAGCAGGUGGUCUCCAUGAUCCAGUUGGAAGGCACUACCUCAGUGCUGCCCAACGAGUCGUGCCUGGAUGUGCCUGCCGUGGAGAAUAUUCCAGAGGAGGAGACUGAGGUUCGUUCAAAUGCCUCAUUAUCCCAAAAGUCAGAGAAGCAAGUGCCCAACGGAACCAAAGAGGAUUUGAACAGAAAUGCGGUUGAGGAGAAACCACCAACAAACAGAAGUACACUAAAAGAGGAAGAAAGCACAACAGAAAAGUCACUACAGGACACAGCCUGUGUAGACUGUGCCAUACAGGAAAUCAAGAACACAGUACAGGAAGAGGAACAUGAGCUCAGGACACAGAAAGCUACAGAGUCAUCAUCAUCCUCAAAAGAGGAAACUACAGCUGAGGAGGUAGAGUCCAGCCCAAAUUGCCAAGAAGGGGCACGGCUAAACCAAGCAGACACAAACAAAGAUACACCUUCAAGCACAGGGCAGAAGCCUUUGGAUUCACCAAUAAGGGAAGUGGAAGCCAUGUCGCCAUCGGAACAACAGGAAAAUCACAUUACGGCGAGCACUCAAGACUCCCACAUGGAAAAAACCAUCGCUUCAUCACAGCACGAUGACCGCGGAUUCCAGUUGCCCACUAAUGAAGCAGAAGGGGAGAAGCAUCAUACGGUAAAGGAGGAGUGCAGUCACUCCGAAACGGAUGAGGACACUGGGAAGGGAGAAAGUGCACAUAUGGAUCGCCAGUGAAAUAUUAAUAACUCUAUUCAUUUGUUGUGUUUGUUCCUUUAAACAGUAAGUAAAUGCAUCAUCACCCACUGGUCUUAAAAGACUUUUGAACGAGUUGACAGGAGCUUUUUUUUGUCUCACUACUCUUGACUGCAUAGACAUUUAUUGUCUAUUUUAACAUCUUUGUCUUUUUUAAUUUUUUGCACUUAAAAAAACGUUACUCUCAGAGCUGGGCUCAGUUAUAUAAACACAUCUUAGUUCAAAAUGUCUUCAUCUUUCUCUUCAUAAAUAUGAUAUCCACUUUGAUUAGAAACAUCAGUUGCUAUUUUAGUAGCUUUCAUUUCUGUGUCUGGUGCAAAAUAAGCGACUACAGAAGCAUGAUGCUUUUGAUGCAGUGGAAACCAGGCCACAUUAUGUCGAUAGUUUAUGGUGCCUUAUUUAAAUUCGUCACAUCUGAUGCCUAUUGCUUGUGAUACAGUACCUGCAUUGCCAGAAUUCAAACUAUAAAGACUGAUUUUUUUUAGGUCUGUUUUAUGCUUAUUUUUUCAAAAUGACACAAGGAAGUCAGAGUUUUGUGCAUUUACCUUGUGAACAGCUACUCGCAGGAACGCCAAACAAGCUGCUUCUAGUUUAAGUGUUGCUUACAUUGGUGCAGCUGGUACAGUAAGCAUUAUUUUCUUAAACACUGCCAUCGGUUGUUGUUAUUUACAGAAGUAGCUUCAUUGUUGUUGGGUUUUUUUUCUUCUUUCUUCUUUACCAGUUCAAACUAGUACAACUGACCAUUUUUUUUCCCAUUGGUAAUUUUAUUUCCCUAUCUUCUGAAUCGCACAUACACUGUAGUAGUUUUAGAUAAUACAUACAGCGUAGGUUGUGGGUCCUAGGGGAGAUAUGCGUCAUGUUAGAUAAGAAAUCACUUUUAAAAAGGGGAAUCCACUAAAUGAGAACAAUCCAAUGCAUAUUCACAUUAGUACAACACCACUGUUAGGGAACCAGCAAGUUAUGUUAAGUAUUGUAUUUCAAAUUGAAAUGACAAGCAAAUUAUUGAUGUGCAAAAUGUGUUUUCUAUAGCAUCUGACAGCUUCCAGUUUUCUUUCUUCUUGUUUUUAAAGUACAGUUUUAUCUAUGAAAUGUCAACUGCUUUAAAUUUUAAUGAAUACAAUUGGAUAUUUUUAUUUAUUAGUUACAGCACAUGGUACUAUAUUGAAUCUUAACCUUUUAUGUAUCCUGCACAAAACCUUUUUUUUUUUCAUUGUUAUAUUUUGGAAAAUAAACAAUAAUUACAUUAUCACUGA
This is a messenger RNA of Pimephales promelas (fathead minnow), 4288 nucleotides long. RefSeq names its product niban apoptosis regulator 2b (gene niban2b). The record is from RefSeq and is a predicted model, not a curated record. Lineage: Eukaryota; Metazoa; Chordata; Actinopteri; Cypriniformes; Leuciscidae.